AUGAAUAGUGUUGAGUGGAUGAUAAAAAAUAAACAUUUUUCAUUAUUAAAAGAAAAGAUUAUUAGAAAUGAUAGAAAUUUAAAUUUUUUUUUAAAGUGUCCAUCCCGAAUGAAACCAAUUAAAUGUCAACAAGAAAUUUUCAAACAUUACAAAAACGAUACAGAAUUAUUUUCAAAUUUAUUCAAAUAUUAUAAAGAUGACAAAUAUCUAUCACAAUUAAAUUUAAAAGAUUUAGAAAAUCAUUCAAUUGAUUAUGAUAAUGUAGCAUUAUUUAAAGUUUUAAUAAAUGAAUUAGGAUAUUGCUUAGAUAAUGAUAAUAAUAAUAAUAAUAGUAAUAAUAAUAAUAAUAAUAAUAAUAAUAAUAAUAAUAAUAAUAAUAAUAAUAAUAAUAAUAAUAAUAAUAAUAAUGAUGAUGAUAAUGAUGACGAUGAUGUUGCAAUUCCAAAAUUUUCAAAAAGUGAUGAUAGAGGCGUUGUAAUUAAGGAUUUGUCAAAUCCAGUAUUAUUUUCAAUAUCAAUUCAUUCUUGUCAAUUAUCAUUCAUUAUAAAAUGUUGUAAAACAAUAUCAUUAUUAUUAUUGAUAAAUGAACAAUCAGAACAAUUCAAAUAUUCAAAAAAUGAUAUCAUUGAAAUUGAACAAUUAAAACAAUAUGAAAUUCCAGAUUUAAUAUUUACAAAAGAUGAAUUAAAUUUUAAAAUUCAAUCAUUUGCUUUUAAAAAUACAAUAGUUCAAAGAUUAUAUAAAAUGGUAUUAUUAUUUUCAGAUUCUUCAAGUCAUUCAAAUAUUGCAUUUUAUCAAAUUAAAUACUAUGGAGAAAUUAAUAAUAAAAUUUAUACACAUAUUUUUAAACCUCAAAGUUUUGGUUAUUAUAUUAGUGGAUUUAAAGAUUACAAAACUAAUUUAUUAAAUGAAUAUUUAUUUGAAUAUUGUAGAUAUGAUAGAAAUGAAAGAAUCAUACCAUUCUUUAAAGAUGCAAUCAAAGAAAUAUUAAAUCCAUCAAUUGAUAAAUCAUUAAAACCAACUAAAAAUUUAUUAAUUAAUUAUGCAAUAAUUUUAAAUGAUUUGGAAAUUUUAGAAAUGGUUUAUAAUAAAUUAUUCAAUAUUAAAGGUGAUGGUGAUGGUGAUGAUGAUCAUGGCAAUGAUAAUAAUAUCAUUUUAUUAGAUGAAGUUUAUUAUAGAAAGGAUGUUAAAAUAUUUGAUUUCUAUAUUAAUAAAUUAUCAGAACAACAUAGAUUACAAAUAUUGGAUAGAAUUGGUGAGAAUUAUACAUUAUCUACUCAUUUUAAAAAUAAUUAUCCAAUUUAUUAUAAAAAUGCAUUACCUCAUUAUAACCAUCCAUAUCAAGACCAAUUGUAUGUAUCAAGAUUUUUAACUGAAAAUUAUAAAGAUGUACCAAUAAAUAACAAACAUUUUAAAAACAAAUUUGACAUUACAAAAAAGUUUCCAUUCAUAAUUCACAGAAGUUUAUUCAUUGAUUUUAAAUUACCACCAUCUAAAUUAACAUAUUUAAAUGAAAAUGGAACUGAAAUUGAAUAUGAAAUUCCACCAUACACAUUACACCAAAAUGGUUUUUUAUCGGGUAUAGCUCAUCAAUUAAAUUGGAUUUUAAAAUAUAGAAAUAAAGAUAUUGAAGAUGGGACAUUAAUAAUUACAUAUGAUUUUAUAUUAUUAACUCAAUAUUUUAGAAAUAAUAUUGAAGAAACCAUUUUAAAUGAUAUCAAUUCAUAUUUUAAUCAAAAACAUGUUAGUCCAAAAAUUUUAAAUUUUCUAUUAGAAGAAAUCGCCAAAAGAGGUGAUAUUGAAACAAUUGAAUUCUUAAUUAACCAAUUUAAAAAUAAUCAACAAUUUUUAAAUCAUAUAAUUAAUCAUUCAAAAUCAAUUUCAUUAACAACACCAAUUAACCAAAUUGAUUUUUAUAAUUAUUUAAGUAAUAAAAAUUAA
Dictyostelium discoideum AX4 is the source of this 1941-nucleotide messenger RNA. RefSeq lists its product as hypothetical. The record is from RefSeq and is a predicted model, not a curated record. NCBI's taxonomy places the organism in Eukaryota, Evosea, Eumycetozoa, Dictyosteliales, Dictyosteliaceae. The coding region runs from base 1 to 1941 and encodes 646 amino acids. The transcript has 2 exons.